AUGUCACGGCUUGCGGAGAACCUGACAACACCGUCUUGGAAUCCAGCCCUGAGACCAGAGGACGCGCCAGGUGCUUCGGUAGCCGAGUCGAUUCAAGCGCCUACGAUGGAAUCGCCAUUUCCGAGCGAAGAGACCUCCGCAAAUGUAACAACAACGGAAGAAAACCCCAUAGACUCGAAAGUUUCUACGACAGACGAGCGCAAUGAAAAUGCUGCUCCGACUGAUGAGCUUCCCGAUCCAAACGUUCCUUCGGAGGAGGUACUGACGGAUACAUCACCUGAAGAGACCAAACCGCACGAAAUCAAUUGGGACAAGGAGACUAGUGUUACUUGGGACUUGCAGUCACAGGAUCCGUUUUCUCGAGAAGAUAUCGCCGGACGGACGAAUUCUUUCCCUCCGAUGGAAAAUAAGCUUGAGGCCGUUGACGAUGAUGAGCCCUUGGCGAGCCAAGAGGAACCCAACGCGCCCGAGCCCCUUCAUGGCUUGCGGAUUGAGGAACAAGGAGAGCCAGAUCCAGUUUCCCAUACAGAUUUGGGCGAAAGCAACAACGGUUUCUGGGAAGCAAAUGGAAAUAAUGUAGAGGAUGACGAGGAUGGGUUUUUCGAUCAACUAAAAACGCAGACAAAACCAAUCUAUAUACCUCCGGAAGCUGAGUCCCGUUUUGAAGAGGGGGUUCCUUUGGUGGAAAACGAGCCACAUCCCCAACCAGAGAUUGCGAAUCAGAACGAGCCUCGCCUUGAUGAUGUUUUUGCUGACGACGACGGUGAUGACUUUUUCGCAUCUACAACUGCAGCCGAUGCCACAACCUCAGAGAUACCCGCAGUUACCCGGAAAAGUACACACGAUGUCCUCGGUUCGCUCAAUGCUAGCAUUCCAGAUUCUCCAGUCGAGAACCCUGUUGCGGCCCCAGGGGUAAGCGAAGAGGAAGAUUUGGCGGCAAGGUGGGAAGCAGAGUUGGACGAUGAUGACGAUCUGCUUUUGGAAGAUGAUAGUGCGCACCAAACGCAAGGACAAGUAGAAGAACCGCAAGAAGUGGAUUUGCCAAAUGGAGUUUCAGCGGCCGACUCUUGGUCGCAGCACGGAGUUCCACAACCAGCAGCAACUUCGAAUUAUGCGAAUCCAUACGCUCCACACCAACCUUCCUCAUCUGAGCUACUCCAGGGAUUGCCAAAUGCCUACACUCCCGCAGCAGUUCCAACAGCGACGCCAUUCGGGGUGCUUCAAAACCAGCCCGAUAGUCAACCCGCUCCGAAAUCACAAAGUUUUGUGGACCAAGCGAGGGAGGGAUACAAGUCACCAUACGACCUCCCUGAGUCGUUAGCACGAUCACGAAGACCAGCAGCACCGCGCAAGACUGUACCUCCUCCUUCAUCGACCACGCCGGGCCCCUCUCCUAGCAUUCCACCCUCGAGUUUCGCCCCGGUUAUCAACCCGACGCCAUCGCAAACAAACGUUCCAAGCCCUGUGAGCAGUGCAACUUCUGCUCCUAAGAACUUUUUCGAAGAGCUACCUCCUCCCGUGCCGAAGCCACGCCCCGCAAGUCGUACCAGUGGAUAUGUUCCUUCGCCGGUAGUUGCUUCGAAUGCCCCCGUUCCAAAUGCGCCUAUAGUCCCAUUACCUGUAUCUUCAGCUCUGUCUCCCGCGCAGCCUGCUUCGGACAAUCUGUACCAGGAUCAACUUCAGGCUCCCGAACGCAUUGGCCCCUAUGCAAACCUUAACGUCCCAGCGCCACCAGCGGGGCCGGGCAUUGGUCCUCGGUAUUCUCCAAAGCCACCUAGUGUGACGACGAGCAAGUCGCCAGUGUAUCCUCGCUACUCACCAGCACCAGCCUCUUCUAACGCUCCGUCGACAGCUCGACCUCGUUACGUUUCCCAACCUUCCAACCUUCCGUUUCAGCCGCGCACCUCGAGCCCGCUCGCCCAUCAUGAAAAAACGGCUUAUGAAGCACAGCAGCGGCAGUCGCGGCCUUCUACUUCAGCUGGGCCGUCUUCAUUAGCAUAUCCCAUGUCAACAAAUCACGUUCGAGGAUCGUUUUCAGUUCCCACUACUCAGUUACCAGCUGAAACGACACAAGAUUUACCUCCAGAUUCUCAAUUGUCGAUGUCCGCUUUCAAUGCGCAGAAGAAUCCAUACGCCCCCGGGUUUCCUAGCGAGCCACCUCGACGUUCAUCAACCGAAUACUCUUAUCUUCCUGGUACAGGUACCGCUCAAUCUCAUAUACCGCCUAUCUCAAAUGAUGUCGGCUUCGCGCCUCCACGAAGGUCACAGACACAAUCGCCAGGCAAACAGUCAUUUGGAGCAAAUCCAGUCAGAACCACAAUAGAACCUGUUCAGCGGCCUGCUUCUGUACAUGCGCCUAGUUCUCCAACCAAAACCUCCAACAUUUAUACCAUUCCUUCGGUAGCCUCAGCUACCAGAGAGAUUCCAGAACUUAACUUCAUGCCACCCACAGAUGGACGGGAGUUGGAUCCAUUGCAGCGAUGGAAGGGAGCUCCUGUCUUUAAAUUUGGCUUCGGUGGAAUGGUAUCUUCAUGUUUUCCCCAACAUAUUCCCCGGUAUACUGCUGGUCAGAUGACUCCCAUGAUCCAGCCUGCCCCUGGGGAGGCUAAGGUGCGCCAGUUCAAACAAAUUCUUCCUUUUGAUGGAGAUAUUUUGCAAUAUCCUGGUCCGCUCAAGGUGAAGUCGAAAAAGAAAGACGUCAUUGCUUGGCUAUCCAGUCGAAUUGCUGCUCUAGAGAACGAGGGUAUGCCAUCCUCGCUACAUUCGGAGCCCAAUGGAUACAAGAGACACGACGAGAAAAUUCUUCUCUGGAAAUUGCUAAAAAUUCUGGUUGAGAAUGAUGGUGCCUUGGAAGGGUCUAAUGACAUUCAAAAGUCAUUAAGAAGUAUCGUAUCACCAGAGCUGGAGUCGACGAAUCAAAACCAAGCAUUUGAUUCUGGCGUGGCAUCGGGGUCAUAUCAGUCGGCUGACGGUUCUCUAUCACCGGAGCCUAUUGCAUCCAAUAUCCUCGGACACAUAAAGAAUGAUCUCCUGGUUGGAGACCGUGAGAAGGCUGUCUGGCGAGCAGUGGAUAAUCGCUUGUGGGGUCAUGCGAUGAUUUUGUCCUCAACUCUGGACAAGGCACUUUGGAAGCAGGUGACACAGGAAUUUGUGAGAAGAGAAGUGCGCUCUGCUGGCGGCAAUAUCGAAUCCCUAUCCGCUUUGUAUGCAGUUAUCUCUGGAAAUAUCGAAGAGAGCAUCGAUGAACUCGUUCCUCCUUCUGCUAGGCUUGGAUUGCAAAUGGUCAGCAAAGAAGGACAGGGCAUCUCCAAGAACGCCGUAGAUGGAUUGGAUAGAUGGCGCGAGACUCUUGGUUUGAUUCUAAAUAAUCGCAGUGCCGGUGAUCACCAAGCACUUUCUGCCAUGGGUCAGUUGCUAGCGUCAUAUGGCCGGAUUGAAGCAUCGCACGUAUGCUACUUGUUCGCUAAAGCCUUCUCGCAGCGUCCCAUCGUUGGCGGAGCCGACGAUCCUCAGAGUUCAAUCGUUUUGAUAGGCACAGACCACUUGAAAUACUCUACCACAUUUUUCCGUGACGAAGAUGCAAUUGCUCUGACUGAAGUAUACGAAUUUGCAACAAGUGUCUUGGCAGGCAAUACGGCAGCUGCUUUGCCAUAUCUGCAACCAUUUAAAUUGCAACAUGCCUAUAUUCUGGCCGAGAAGGGCUUUAGAAACGAAGCCCUGCAGUAUUGUGAGGCAAUCGGCAGUGUGCUCAGAGCAUCCACCAAACCUUCUCCGUACUUUCAUCAGCGUCUGUUCGCCGAAAUUGACGAACUCGCAACACGACUAAAACAAGCCCCUGGUGAUGGCAGUUCUUCCUGGAUGUCUAAGCCAAACAUGGAAAAGGUUUCUGGAUCUAUGUGGGCAAGAUUUAGUAGCUUUGUUGCCGGAGAUGAGAGCGACGGUGCUUCUAAUGGCUCUAUGAUGGAUGCUGACGUUGGUCCGUUUGCAAAAGUCACUGAAGCGGCUACUAUUAGCCGGCCGCCUUCAGUCUCUGACGUGUAUGGUUCAUAUCCAGCAGCACAACCGGCAUCCAAUGCAUUCUCUCGCUACGCACCAGCAAAUCAAUUCGCUCCUAGUUCGUCGCCUGAGCAAUAUCGUGGACGAUCUUCUAUGGAAUCUCAAAGGUCGCCUUCGAUUGGCGUGAACUAUAACCAAAGACGAGGCUCCCAGGAGCCCGCCACACCGGUGGACCCUACUAGUCCUUAUAACUAUGCAUCGUCCAACAACUAUAGCUCGCCAACUUCGUACCCGUUCCAUUCGACUCCACCACAGUCUUCGUACGUACCGCUUGCGCCUGUGGAGGAAGAUUUACCUACACAACCACAACAACCAUACCCAGCCGCUCCUCAGAAAUCAGCACUUACGAGUGGAUUACAGGCUUCACCAGAGAGAUUCGGCCAGCCCCUGACCGAACAAAAGGAUGAGGUAGUAGAAGCCGAAAUCCCGCAUUAUGGUGGCUACGAACCGCCGAGCAUGUCAUCUUACCAGCCACCUUCAUACGAGCCAGAUUUCGGUGUUGCCACCGAUGGUCCCGCACAGGAGGAAGCUGAAAAGGACGAAUAUGAGCCUAAAAAGAAAUCUUUCAUGGACGACGAGGACGAAGAUGACCUGGCCGCCCGAGCAGAAGCCAUUCAAAAAGCGGAGAAAGCUCGACGUGACCGAGAAGCGGACGAGGCAGUCCGCAAAGCUGCCGAAGCAGAUGCACAAAGAGCCCCGGCCCCCAAGAAAAGCUGGUUCGGCGGCUGGUGGGGAGGCAAGAAGGACGGAGAUUCAUCUGGUGGACCUAUUCGAGCCAAACUCGGCGAAGAGAAUUCAUUCUACUAUGAUCCGGAGCUCAAGAAAUGGGUUAACAAGAAGGAUCCCAAUAGCGCAACAGUCUCUGCGCGAGCAACUCCGCCACCUCCCAAGGGUCCUGUACCUCAAAGCAGAUCAGUGAGUACCAGCAGUAUAAUGCCUGGGCCGCCUGUUCUGCAGCGUCCACCGUCUGUGCCCCAGCCAGGAACAGCCCCAAAUAGUCGACCAUCAACGGGUGCCGGUGCGCCACCGUAUGGAACGAGCGCGGCUCUUGACGGUCCAAAUGGACUGCCUCGUGCUGCGUCUACGACUCCCGCCGGCGCAAUCCCACCAAGUCCGAGCUUGCAACUACCUCGGCCUUCUACUACUUCUCUAAGCAAUGCUAGUUCGAUUGACGACCUACUUGGAGCGCCACAAGCACGCAAGGGCGGUACUGUGAAGAGCAAGAAGAAGGGGCGAGGUUAUGUUGAUGUGAUGGCCAAAUAA
Talaromyces atroroseus is the source of this 5319-nucleotide messenger RNA. RefSeq lists its product as hypothetical. The transcript is spliced from 2 exons. The record is from RefSeq and is a predicted model, not a curated record. Gene Ontology annotation, cellular component: ER to Golgi transport vesicle membrane; endoplasmic reticulum exit site. Gene Ontology annotation, biological process: COPII vesicle coat assembly; autophagy; Golgi organization. NCBI's taxonomy places the organism in Eukaryota, Fungi, Ascomycota, Eurotiomycetes, Eurotiales, Trichocomaceae. The coding region runs from base 1 to 5319 and encodes 1772 amino acids.